Oreochromis niloticus (Nile tilapia) is the source of this 2252-nucleotide messenger RNA. RefSeq names its product cytochrome P450, family 26, subfamily A, polypeptide 1 (gene cyp26a1). The record is from RefSeq and is a predicted model, not a curated record. The transcript has 7 exons. Gene Ontology annotation, biological process: sterol metabolic process. Lineage: Eukaryota; Metazoa; Chordata; Actinopteri; Cichliformes; Cichlidae. Gene Ontology annotation, molecular function: oxidoreductase activity, acting on paired donors, with incorporation or reduction of molecular oxygen; iron ion binding; monooxygenase activity. The coding region runs from base 422 to 1888 and encodes 488 amino acids.
AUACUCGGCGCCGGUGUUCUGACAAAGCAAGCGGCGCUUAAGCCAAGGUAAUGAGUGUGUAAAGUAGCUGCUUAUUGCCAACAAAGGCGUCUUGGGACUUCCAUUGUCUUGGUGGGAAUCAUCACCUUUUCUCAGUGAAAUCCGCCGUGGAUUGUGUGCGUGCAACAGGAGGUAGAGACUAAAGCUGUGGCCUCUGGAACAAAUGGUGAAGCGAGUCGGCCAGCACAGGUCGGAGGCGGGGCCGAGCAACACCCACAAUUAAAGAUGAACUUUGCGUGAACUAAUUUAUCGGAGGGAGGAGAAGGUAAUGGGCUGCCCACGGGCUUGCCAGCCUAUAAAAACUGCGGCUUGGCACACCGGAGUCACAGACGCACACUGAGCUCCACCUGAAUUCUUCACCGGGCCCACGAGACGCUGCAACAUGGUCGUGAAUGCACUGUUGACCACGUUCUUGUGCACCGUAGCGCUUCCCAUUCUGCUGUUCCUGUUGGCCGUGAAGCUGUGGGAGGUUUACACGCUCCGAUGCAGAGACCCGACUUGCCCUUUCCCGUUGCCCCCCGGAUCCAUGGGCUUGCCUUUCAUUGGAGAGACGCUGCAACUCCUCCUCCAGAGGAAAACAUUUCUUCGGAUGAAGCGGGAGAAGUACGGUUACAUCUACCGCACACACCUCUUCGGGAACCGCACGGUGCGCGUAACUGGCGCGGAUAACGUCAAGCAGAUCCUCCUGGGGGAGCACAGGCUGGUGUCCGCGCAGUGGCCCGCUUCUGUUCGCGCGAUCCUGGGCACGGAGACGCUCUCCAACGUGCACGGAGCUCAGCACAAGACUAAAAAAAAAGCUAUCCUCCGCGCCUUUUCCAGGGAGGCUUUAGAGCUCUAUAUCCCCGUUAUCCAGGAGGAAGUUCAGGCUGCAGUGAAGGAAUGGCUGGCAAGUGACUCCUGCGUGUUGGUCUACCCAGAGAUGAAGCGGCUGAUGUUCCGCAUUGCCAUGAGGGUUCUGCUGGGCUUUGAGCCAGAGCAGAUUCAAACCGAUGAGCACGAGCUGGUGGAGGCUUUUGAGGAAAUGAUCAAGAACCUGUUCUCUUUGCCCAUUGAUGUGCCUUUCAGUGGACUGUACAGGGGUCUGAAAGCGAGGAACUUCAUCCACUCCAAGAUUGAGGAGAACAUCAAGAAGAAAGUGCAGGAGUCAGACCAGGAGUGGAAACCCAGAGACGCCCUGCAGCAGCUCAUAGACAGCAGCAACAAGAACAAAGAGCCCAUCAGCAUGCAGGCCAUCAAGCAGUCUGCCACAGAGCUGUUGUUUGGGGGGCAUGAAACCACAGCCAGCACAGCCACCUCUCUGGUCAUGUUCCUGGGUCUAAACCCCAAAGUUGUGGAUAAACUGAGACAGGAGCUUGAGGACAAGGCGGAGCAGGGCAUGGACCUACAGAGCCUGAACAUCGAGUCCUUGGAGCAGCUGAAAUACACAGGCUGUGUCAUCAAAGAGACGCUGAGGAUCAACCCUCCUGUCCCCGGAGGCUUCAGAGUGGCCCUCAAGACCUUUGAGCUCAAUGGUUACCAGAUUCCCAAAGGCUGGAACGUUGUCUACAGUAUCUGCGACACUCACGAUGUGGCAGAGAUCUUCCCCGACAAAGAAGACUUCCAGCCAGAGCGCUUCAUGACCGAUCCUUGUGCGGACUCCUCCAGGUUUCAGUACAUCCCAUUUGGUGGUGGCUCCAGGAUGUGCAUUGGGAAGGAAUUUGCCAAGGUUCUGCUGAAGGUGUUCCUGGUGGAGGUGGUAACAAAGUGUCACUGGACUCUUUUAAACGGGCCUCCAACCAUGAAAACAGGACCUACUGUCUAUCCCGAAGACAAUCUGCCAACCAAGUUCACCAGCUAUGUACAAACUUAAACAGAAUAGACAUUUCAGAUUAAUUUUCUAUUUUCCCCAAAAGUCAUAAAAGAUUUGUUUGCAGACUCACUCACACAUGAACAGGAGAAUAUGUUCCUUUUAGCUUCGUGUCAGUGUUUAAGCAUUAACUGUACAUAGUGUAGAUUACACAAGAGCAAAUUUUAUAUUCUACUAUUUAUACUUUGGAUUUGUGUAUAUUCUUUUUCUUGAGCUGAGCAAAAUGAAUGAGAGGCACUCUGUAGACCUGUGUCUAUAGGACUGUACAUAUUUAAUGUGUCUGUUAAUAUAAAUAUACCUUUUCUAUUGGACCUCAGCUGAUGUUUGAAUGUUUGGGUUUUAUUUAAUAAAACAAAUUUGCAGAAGU